Messenger RNA from Gopherus flavomarginatus (Mexican gopher tortoise), 2779 nucleotides. It is a transcript of the gene CDADC1, whose product is annotated as cytidine and dCMP deaminase domain containing 1. Lineage: Eukaryota; Metazoa; Chordata; Testudines; Testudinidae. The transcript is spliced from 9 exons. Gene Ontology annotation, molecular function: dCMP deaminase activity; zinc ion binding. The record is from RefSeq and is a predicted model, not a curated record. Gene Ontology annotation, cellular component: cytoplasm. Gene Ontology annotation, biological process: dTMP biosynthetic process; dUMP biosynthetic process. The coding region runs from base 896 to 2296 and encodes 466 amino acids.
CUCCAAGCAUCCUUAAAGGAGGGAAUGGAAGCAUAUCAGAGUUAUUGUUUCUGAGGCAAAAUAGUAGUAUUCUGUGCCAACUGCAUACUGCUAUAGACCAGGGGUAGGCAACCUAUGGCACACAUGACGAAGACAGCACGCGAGCUGAUUUUCAGUGGCACUCACACUGUCCAGGUCCUGGCCACCGGUCUGGAGCCCUCUGCAUUUUAAUUUAAUUUUAAAUGAAGUGUCUUAAACAUUAAAAACCUUAUUUACUUUACAUACAACUAUAGUUUAGUUAUAGAUUAUAGACUUCUAGAAAGAGACCUUCUAAAAACAUUACAAUGCAUUACUGACACGCAAAACCUUCAAUUAGAGUGCAUAAAUGAAGACUCGGCACGCCACUUCUGAAAUGUUGCCAACCCCUGCUAUAGACAGUCCCAAGACAUCCUCCUAUCUGUGUAUAGGGGGAGGUCAUCCAUCAGCACUACCAGAACUGUAUGUUCCAAGACCAGGUCUGGAUACUGAAUAGAGGGAGUCCCAGAUAUUGGUGGUGGAUAGGUGUGUUUGGGGGUGAUUCUUUCCUAAUUUCAUGGUUAUCUUGAUCAGAAAUUGAAUAUUCCACACCAGGCUGUAGUUUGUAAGAUCUGCUAGACCCAAAAAUGAUUUCUUGAGAAUUGGCCAAACUGUGUGGUACAUUUUAUUAGUUUCAUUGGUGGUGGUGAUGAUGGUAACAGUCUGUUACCCAAGAGCACCUAGCAACUUUGCUAUGUUUCACCACUUGUUAAAGGCAUGUGUCUGACUCACAGGAGGUGACUUGGAUUUCUUUCAGCACAUUAAAUGUGCAUUUCUCCGUGAAUGUACCAAAUUCAGUGGGACUCAAUGUGUGGUGUGCUGCUUUCCCCCCACAAGUGGGAUGACUUCUGUGAAAAGUCAAACACCAAGGCUUUCCAAAGUCAAUCUUUUCACUUUGUUCAGUCUCCUGAUGGAACUAUUUCCCCCAGUUGAACAGCAAAAGAAAUCGCAGGUAAAGAAGACUGGCCUGGUCGUAGUGAAAAAUAUAAAAAUGGUUGGUCUACAUUGCUCCAGUGCAGACUUACAUGCUGGUCAAAUUGCUCUGAUUAAACAUGGAUCAAGGCUUAAAAACUGUGAUCUUUAUUUUUCCAGAAAACCAUGUUCAACUUGUUUAAAAAUGAUUGUAAAUGCUGGAGUGAACAGAAUUUCUUAUUGGCCUGCAGAUCCUGAAAUAAGUUUGCAGAAUGAAGCUUCCAACCCUACCAGUACUGAAGAUGCAAAGCUAGAUGCCAAAGCAGUAGAAAGAUUGAAAUCAAAUAGUCGAGCUCGUGUGUGUCUCUUGCUUCAGCCUUUAGUGUGUGAUAUGGUGCAGUUUGUAGAGGAAACCACCUACAAGUGUGAUUUCAUUCAAAAAAUUGCAAAAACUCUGUCUGGGUGUAACACUGACUUUUAUACUGAGUGUAGACAAGAAAGAAUAAAGGAGUAUGAAAGUUUAUUCCUAAUUUCAAAUGAAGAAAUGCACAAGCAAAUAUUGAUGACGAUGGGUCUGGAGAACCUCUGCGAAAAUCCGUAUUUUAGCAAUCUUAGGCAAAAUAUGAAAGAUCUUAUCCUGCUUUUGGCCACAGUAGCUGCCAGUGUCCCUACCUUCGGCCAUUUUGGAUUUUAUUGUAAUGGAUCACAACAAACAAAUGACAUGCACCAUCAAAGCUUGCCCCAAGAAAUUGCAAGGCACUGUAUGAUACAAGCCAGGUUACUGGCGUACCGAACUGAGGAUCACAAAACAGGUGUUGGAGCUGUUAUUUGGGCAGAAGGAAAAUCUAGCUGUGAUGGAACAGGAGCCAUGUAUUUUGUGGGCUGUGGUUAUAAUGCCUUUCCUGUUGGAUCUGAAUAUGCUGAUUUUCCACACAUGGAUGAUAAACAAAAAGACAGAGAAAUCAGAAAGUUCAGAUACAUCAUACAUGCUGAACAGAACGCCUUGACAUUCAGGUGUCAAGAAAUAAAACCAGAAGAGAGAAGCAUGAUUUUUGUGACAAAAUGUCCCUGUGAUGAAUGUGUGCCUUUAAUCAAAGGUGCUGGCAUCAAGCAAAUCUAUGUAGGAGAUGUAGAUGUUGGAAAGAAGAAAGCAGACAUAUCAUACAUGAAGUUUCGUGAACUUGAAGGCGUUAGCAAAUUUACGUGGCAACUAAGCCCAUCCCACACUGAUGUUCAUGAGCCCACAGCCAGAGAAAAUGGUGUACAGAAAACACAAUCACUAGAUGAACAGCAGCACCAGAGCAAGAAGCUCUGCCUUGGAAACCAUUGAGCAACUAAGUACGAAACAAGCAAGGUCUCUGCAGAUUCUCCAUAGCACUUUUAUGAUCCAGCCUGUUUGUGCUAGCAAAUAAGGAUGGGUUUUAUUUAUUGAUUGCUUGAAAAGAGAUUUUUUAGAAUAAGUUUAUUUAUGAUGUCUUAAAUGUUUUAUAGCAUUUUUAAUUUAGAUGUUUAUGAAAAGAAUUUCUGGAAAAAUGCUGCUUAUAUCAUAUACAAAAUGAAUUUGGUGGCCACCACUAAGAUUGCUUUGCUGGCUAGUCAUUGUUAAUAAAAAUUCAGAUCAGAGGACUGGAAACUAGCUCAUUGCUCAUAGGACAGAAGAAUUUUGGGGGAAAAUAGCAAAUGGCAUCUGUGUGGCUUGCAGGAAUGGACUGCCAUGCUUCAGGCAAUCAGAACACAGCUUUGCAGAAAUGAUAAGGCCUGAUUGUUCACGUGUUCUGCUUGUGGAAAUACCACAGCAUACAUGGUUUGUAGA